AUGACCAAAUCCGAGUUCUUUGACGAAGACCCCUCUGCGCCAAAGGCGAGUUUCCAAGGGCAACUCUCCAUCCAAGACUUCAUGUUCAAAGCCUCACAAUCAGGCUCAUCAUCAACACAACCCUCCUCGAGAACAACCAGGACCUCAACAGCAGGGACCAUGCUCACCCGCCGCAGCCCCCGUCUCGCGACUCCCGUCAAAGCCCUCUCAACACCAGCCUCCCCCUCCCCGUCCCCGUCCCCUUCCCUCAAGCGCAAGUCCUCCACCUCCACCUCCGCAUCCGCAUCCCCCUCCAAGACGCCCAACAAGAAGAAGAAAAAGUCCAGGUCGCAAGGCUACGCCCCGCCCUCCACCUACGCCCACCUCCCGCCCCUGGCCGACGUCCUGGCGCCCAACCUCCUCGUCCUCUUCGUCGGGCUGAACCCGGGCGUGCAGACCGCGCGGACGGGCCACGCCUACGCCCACCCGUCCAACCUCUUCUGGAAGCUGCUGCACUCGUCGGGCAUCACGCCCACGCCCGCGCCCUGCCGCGCCGACGAGGACCGCACCCUGCCGGCGCGCUUCGCCUGCGGCAGCACCAACAUCGUCGCCCGCCCGAGCCGCAGCGGCGCCGAGCUGGCGCGGUCCGAGCUCGACGCCGGGGUCUCGGUCCUCGAGGCCAAGAUCCGCCGCUGGCGGCCCGAGGUCGCCUGCAUCGUGGGCAAGAGCAUCUGGGAGAGCGUGUGGCGCGUGCGCCGCGGCGGCGGGCGGCGGGCGCCCACCAAGGCCGAGUUCCGGUACGGGUGGCAGGACGAGCGGGAGAACAUGGGCCGGGUGCAGACCACCCGCGGGGUGCUGGGCGGCGGUGACGGCGGCGACGACGACGACGACGAGGCGGCCGAUGUGGCGGAGGGGGUCGUGGUAGACCCGAACUGGAAGGGGGCGCGGGUGUUUGUGGCCAGCAGCACGAGCGGGCUGGCUGCCUCGCUGUCGCCGGCGGAGAAGGAGAGGAUAUGGCGGGAGCUCGGGGAGUGGGUGGAGAAGAGGAGGGAGGAGAAGGGCAUCAAGAAGGAGGAUCUGGUCUGA
Thyridium curvatum is the source of this 1065-nucleotide messenger RNA. RefSeq lists its product as uncharacterized. The record is from RefSeq and is a predicted model, not a curated record. The transcript has a single exon. Gene Ontology annotation, molecular function: mismatch base pair DNA N-glycosylase activity. The coding region runs from base 1 to 1065 and encodes 354 amino acids. NCBI's taxonomy places the organism in Eukaryota, Fungi, Ascomycota, Sordariomycetes, Thyridiales, Thyridiaceae. Gene Ontology annotation, biological process: base-excision repair, AP site formation.